This is a messenger RNA of Austrofundulus limnaeus, 979 nucleotides long. RefSeq names its product spermatogenesis-defective protein 39 homolog. Lineage: Eukaryota; Metazoa; Chordata; Actinopteri; Cyprinodontiformes; Rivulidae. Gene Ontology annotation, cellular component: cytoplasm. The record is from RefSeq and is a predicted model, not a curated record. Gene Ontology annotation, biological process: intracellular protein transport; vacuolar transport.
GACUCUGGGCAGGACGGAGGAUGUCGCACUGCUCCAGUACAAAGAGUACAAGAGCAUCAAAGAUGAAAACAAGAGGCGGGACUUCAUAAAGAGCUGUCUCAGUCUUCCGUUUUCUCCGGAGGACUCUGCUCACGUUCAGGAUCACUACACUCUGCUGGAGAGGCAGAUCAUCAUCGAGGCAGCAGAUCAGAGAGCGGAGCGCGACGGAAAGAUGGAAAUCUUCCAGAAGUUUCCCAGAAAAGCUCCGAUCCUCUACAUGCCUCUGAUCACGACGCUGUACUACUGCUGCCUGUACCACUACAACGAGUCCGAGGGAACCUACAGCAGCCCGCUGAACAUCCGUCACACCUUCAGGGUCUCAAAGAAGCAGUAUUUUGCGACGGCGUUGGCGGCGAGGGCGAAGCUGAAGGCGUGGGCCGACGUGGACGCCCUCUUCGCCAGCCGGAACUGGCUCGGCAUGACCAAAAAGAAAUCGCCUCUGAGCUUCCARCGAGUCGUCGACAUCCUGCAGAAGAACUCCGCCCCCACACUGGUGCUGCAGGAGUACGUGGGACUGGUGGACGACGCGGAGCUGAGGAUCAGCCUGGCUCAGAAACACAAAUGUCACGACAUCRUCAUCAACACGUACCGGGACAUGAAGGACCGUCAGCUGUUAAUGGAGUACCGUAAGAAGGUGGAGCGAGGCUCCAYGGAGGACAGCAAGAUUAACCAGCUGCUCAAAAACACGCAAAUACGGUGGAAAAACUGAUGYGCAGACGCUGCUUCAGAGACUUUUAUUGUGAAAGUUCAGGUCCAGCUGCCUGUUUGAGACAACCCGUGUAUCACCUUUGCACACCAGUCUGUCAUCUGGCUCAAGUGUGACUCCUCCCACUGCGUAGGGAGAAGGCGGGGCUUAAUUUUCCUCCGAGUCCUUGUUUCCUCAUUUGGCUUUUGUGUAAUCAGAAAAAAUAAAACGUUCAGAAAAGAACAGAAGAGAGGA